AGCCGCUGCUGCUGCCAACCCCUCGGCAGCGUCGGCGGCGUUCGCGCUGUCGCUUUUUCUUGCCCGCCUCCUCCGAUCGCGCGUUGGCCGUAUUGAGCCGUUUUUUCUUUUUUUUCCUCGGUCGGCAAACGCACGCGCUCCUUUAGUGUAAGCCGGCCCUCGAAAGGCCGCCGCCGCCGCCGCCGCUGCUGCUCCCCGUCUCACAAUAUUUCUAAAUGUCCCGCUCGACGCACGUUUCUAGGUGACCGCCAUCGCCGGUUGCCGAGAUGUGCCCGCCGUGAUAAUCGCCUCCAUUCGGGGCCGCUGUGCCUGCCUGCCUGCCUGUGCGCGUGGCUUUGCCCGGCCGGCUUCUUCUCUGAAGCCGACCGCGUGUCUGCCGCCGUUCGGUGUUGUCCUACUGUCAAAAGAAAUGUCUUCUUCGGGAACCGUGCGCGUCGUGUUCGCGUGCUUGUGCGCGACGGCAGUCCUGCGCCUCGCCGAAAGUGCAGGAGACGGCGACGUCCGAAACAGGAUUAUUGCCACUCGCGCGCAACAAAGAGUGGCAGAAGACACAACAGCAGCAACAAGGGAACGGUGGCUUCAAGAGGCAACGGUGAACGACGUAGCGGAGUACCUCUUGUCGACUACCGAGGUGCGUAAUGUCGCGCUUACUUUCACUCAGGGAGCACGUGCGAGACCCCAGGUUUCGCUUUCGGUCCACGCGAGUGAGCUUCGGGACGCGAGUGGUGCCGACUACGACCUACGGGAGUACACCGGUGACUCUCGUCUUGUUUCGCCUAAGAACGGACGGUCCUCUGACAAGCGGGAGGCUCUACGGAGCGGCAGGCGGAGGAGGGCGUUGGACCUGGACGGCGAACCCGAAGCGGUGUGGAGCGACCCCGAAGGCGCGCUGACCAGGACGGCCGAGUGGUUCGUGCGCAAGCUGUGGAUGCCCAUUCAGGAACUGGCCGGCAACGGCGCGCUGUCUUCCAAGUGCGUCUCCGGUCUGCUCGCCGUCUACGGCGGCGUCCGUCGAGGACAGCUGUGGGCGCUCAAGUUUCUGGAUGCCACGGGCAAGUUCCCCAGUGGAGUUCUCACGUCGUCGUCUCCGUCCUCCGACCCGGGCUCGUACGCCGAGUGCCUGGACAUCGGGCACAACGACGCCAAGGGUCUGCCGCGCAGCGACCGGGCGCCCCCCGCCAUGGAAGGCCGAUACUGCAGCCUGCAGUGGGCUGUGAACUCGACUUCCUUGGCCACGAAAAUCGCGGAAAGCGAUGGCAGCCGGACGAACACCACUUCCUUCAAGAGGAUAUGGCAAGGCGUGUGCGUGCCUUCACACUGCUCUGGGGGAGAAGUGGAAGCGCUCAUUGCCAAAGUGCUCAACGGGUCCAAUACAUCAGUCACAGUGUCGGCGUGCCGCUCGCGGAACGACUUCAGCAUCACCCACGUGCAGCUGGCAGUAAUAUGCAUCUUCAUCGUCUGGAUCACGUUAAUCGCCAUGUCUACUUUGGUGCAUUUCUACUGGGACAGGAAGGAGUCGUCGGUCAAGAAGGUCGCUGAUUCUUGCCACCGGAAUUUGACGGUGGCCAUCUCGGCCGUGACGAGCAUCAAGCGUCUGCUGCUGGUCCGUGAAGAGAAGCACAUGUCCGCCGUGCAGCCCCUCAAGACGGUCAGCCUGCUCUGGAUCGUCCUCGGCAUGACGUACAGGGCCCGGUUACUGGAACACGGUGAGCACGAGGUGGACAAGCAAUGGCGGCACGGCGCCCUGUACGCGCUCGCCACCAGUUCAGACCUGGCGUACACCACGCUGCUCCUGCUCAGUGGAUACGCAGCGGCCAACACCGUCCUCGAGCUGCACAGGCUUAAAGUUGGCUUCUUCAGGAGACUGCUAGCCGUCCACUGCUUAAAGAGCAGGCUUACUGCGUCAGUUCUCUUCACCUUGGGUGUGUUCGUGCUCUACCCGCUGUUUGUGGACGGCCCAGCCGCCGACCGGGUGCUGCCGCGGCUCAGCGACGUCUGCCAGCGACGAUGGGGGUUCGUGGUCGUGCACCUCAACAACUUGCAGGGACAUGGCGAGGUGUGCUACAAUCCUCUGUGGUACGUAUCGUGCGAGAUGCAGAUAUUCGUCGCCCUCUCCGGAAUCGUCGUUCUCAUAAGAAGGUUCAAGAGAACAUCGUGCAUCCUUCUCGCUUUCAUCGGCAUCGCCGCACUUGCAGCAGUGUCUGCCGCAGUGGUCGUCAGAGGAUACCAGCCUCCCGUGGCCAUCCGCAGCAGGGAAUACGUGAGAACGCUCAGCGAAGUUGUGUACCUGCCAUUCCUACACGCUCCGGCAUUCAUCAUCGGCGUCCUCUUCAACAACUGGAUAACCAGGGUGUGCAGAGUGAGCAUUUCUAAGUGCGUACGUGGCGUCUUCUGGCUCCUCUCGGCCACCGCCUUGGUCUGGGGCGCCCUCUAUCCGUGCCUCUGGACAUCCUGGGUCCCCGUCUCGACGGCAGCGGCCUCGGUGCUGUUCAUCGUGGGCCUUCGGCUGGUCUGGUGCGUGGCCAUCGCCUACGUGCUGUGGGCCGCCACAACGUGGAAAUCCGGACUGGUCCGCGACGUUCUUGGCUGCCGCACCGUUGCUGCAUUGGGAAGGCUCUCGCUGGGCGCCUACCUCUGUUCCUGGAUGAUCGUCAUGCACGGCGUGCUCUCUGCACGCAACAAUCUUGAGAACGCUCAAGCCUUUCUUAUUCGGGACUUCGUGGCCAACACGGUUCUGAGCUAUGCAGGCGCGCUGCUCUUUUACGUGGUUUGCGACGGACCGGCGCAGUCGCUCUGCUCGCUGCUGCGCACUUUGGUGAUCGGCCGCGAGGCGGCACGGCGGAGGCAAUCGUUCGACGAAUGCGACCGCAAAGUGCGCUUCCUCUCGGAGCUGCUGGGCAUGGAGUCGCCGAGGACUGCCAAAGAAUUGCAGCAACCGCAGCAUGUGUCGCGGACGCUGCAGAGGUUCUCGUCGCUCAAGGACAUGGUUUUGCACUUGUGAACAGCUGUCGCGAGGCUUCAGACAUGUGGUGCCAACAGGCCUCGAGAGCGUGAACAAUGCCGGUGCUUCUGGACUUACUGUGAUGACCGUGCGUGCUUUCAAGGACCCAGGACCGGGCGUCCACACGAGCCUCAUCGAGCCAGUGUCGGUGUCUUAGCAAGAAAGUGACUAAAUUUAGCGAGUUUUUAGUCACCUUAGCGGCAACAUUGCCUUUGUGAAGUUUCAGUGAUUUUUCUGUGACCUUUUUGUAGCGCGAAUAUCCAUUAAAUUGUGCCUGACGUUUAUUUUAUGCGAA
Dermacentor albipictus is the source of this 3296-nucleotide messenger RNA. Its product is annotated as nose resistant to fluoxetine protein 6-like. Lineage: Eukaryota; Metazoa; Arthropoda; Arachnida; Ixodida; Ixodidae. The record is from RefSeq and is a predicted model, not a curated record.